Messenger RNA from Linum trigynum, 3718 nucleotides. Lineage: Eukaryota; Viridiplantae; Streptophyta; Magnoliopsida; Malpighiales; Linaceae. The record is from the annotation of a GenBank genome assembly.
GGAUUCCAAAGAUUGAGUUAGGUGAAAAGAAAAAUAGGAAAAUAAACGCAUUUCGCAACUAAAGAAAAAAAUGACACAAUUUGAUCUCCAACCCAGUACCUUAUAGUGGUCCACCCAACGGGUACGUGCGACCCAUUUUUCUCACCGGGCCAGUAUCAAAGUAGGUUGACCCGCAGACAACCUUGCAUGAGACACAAAUCAAUUUAUGAUAACAAAAUAAAAAAAACGUAUUCCGGCCAACUGACCGAGCAGAAAGCUAGUUAAUAGAAAAUGUAUUCUUGUCGAGGUUGCGCAAGAAAAUACUACAUAGGCCUGAUUCGCCUGAAGCUGUCAAGUAGGCCGAGUUUUUUUUCUUCCAAAAGUAGGCCGAGUUUGGAGUUUGGACCCAUAGCGUAAAAGCCCGCGUUUAGGACUUAAAAUAUACUAAUUUCCCUCCACUAAACUCCACGGCACAAUCUCGAUGGACCAGCAAAGUCCCGCCACACCCUCCACCGCCCAAACUCCUGUCACCGUCGCCGUCUCCCAACCGGUCGACCCCCCGCCGGCACAACCUCCCCCUUCGCUGCCACAAAUCUCUGCCACGCUUCAACAACACCAGAAUCCUCCACCGCAGCAGCAACACCAGCAUCCUCCGCAGCAGCUACAACAACAACAUCAACUAUUGAUUGCGCAGCCGUCGCCUUCCGCCGCUCUCACGCCGAUUCCGAACCCUAACCCUAACACGUCUUCAAAACCUUCAAUUCCGGUCGUCCAGCCUCAAUCUCAACCUGCGCCAGGUGGUGCCGCUACUCCUAGGCCCCACCGACAAUGGCAACAUCCCCACCCUCACACUCACUUCCAGCAUUUCUCUUCUCCUUCGCCUCCCACCUCGGUCGCUUCUAUUUCGUCGGCCACCUCAGCUCCGGUUUCUACCCAGCAACAGAGAGGCGGCAUCGCGAUUGGUGUCCCGGCGACCCAUCCUACCCCUUAUGGGCAACAGUUCGGGGGAUUGAAUCGCGGCCCUGUCAAUGUGCCUGAUUCUGCUACUAGUUCCACUGCUUCGCAGGUAAGGCACGGGAUGCAGGGAAUAGGGAUGAUGGGCUCAAUGGGUUCAAGCUCUCAGAUACGCCCGGGUGGGAUUCCAGCUCAUCAACAACAGAGACCUGUUCAAUCUUCUAUUAGGCCGUCAACUACUCCCAGUACUCAGUCUCAGAAUACCCAGAAUUUCCAAGGUCACAGCUUCAUGAGGCCAUCAGGUGGUCUUGCAGGCGCCUCAGCAACAAACACUUCACAAAGUUUGCAGCUUCCCAACCAACCAUGGUUGGCUUCUGGGUCUCAGGGAAAGCCUCCGAUACCUCCCGCUUCACAUAGACCACAAAUGAGUCCACAAACCUUGCAACAAAGGGCACCUGUUCCUCAGCAGCAUCAUUCUGUGCCUGCGACUUCUCAUCAGCAGCACUCUCCCUCUUCUGCACAGCCCCAACAAGCAGGAGAGCAGACUGCAAGAACCCUCGCUUCAGUGUCUGUUCCUCAUCCGCAGCCGAGUCCAAGAGCAGCCAAUCAAAAGCAGCCUUCGCAAGCAAUGCCACAACCAAGUGCACUGCAGACUGUGAAUAAGGCAGCUAAUACAGAAAUGGAUGAAACAAGCACUCGGAUCUUAAGCAAAAGAAGUAUCCAAGACCUUCUCGGCCAGAUUGAUCCUUCAGAGAAAUUGGACCCAGAAGUUGAAGAUAUUCUUGCUGAUAUAGCAGAUGAAUUUGUCGAGUCUAUCACAACAUUUGGUUGCUCCUUAGCCAAGCAUCGGAAGUCUGAUACAUUAGAAGCAAAGGACAUUCUUCUACAUCUAGAAAAAAAUUGGAACAUAACACUUCCUGGAUUUAGUGGAGAUGAGAUCAAGACCUACCAAAAACCGCUAACAAAUGAUAUCCACAAGGAGCGCCUUGCAGUAAUAAAGAAGUCUGUAUUGGCAUCUGAGACGGCUGCUGCUAGGAAUGUUGGACAGGGUGGUGGUGGAAGCGCAAAGAGCAACCUGACAAAGACACCUGCAAAUCCAUUGGUCUCUCCUCCCAACCUGACAAAGACAACCUGAAAAAAAGAAGAAAAAAAAAAAAGAUGAAAGGAACUCUGCAAAUACGAUGGUCUCUCAUACUAAGUUGAAUUGGUUUGUGAAGUUCAAGUUAACAUGGGAAAUGUUAUGACAGGUGCUCUGAAUGCGUCAGCCUUUUUUGUUGGAAAAAGGUGCCUCCCUAGCUGUCCCUAUAAAAUGAAAUGCUUUCUUCAUAUCAUACCAGAGUUAUCUACUUAUUGCGACUGCACAUGUGCUGAAAAAAGGUUGAAAAUUGAAACCCUUUGCCCCUUAAAAUAACCAAUUCAUGGUCCAUGGAUUGUUUACGCGCACUUGAGGUGGGAAUAUGCACUUAUGUUGGUCCUGGCGAUUUGCAUACUUGAUCUCUCGCCUAGGAAUGAAUAGUUGCAUUAUCUACAAGGCUAUGAUGGUUCUCGUUUAUCUCUGAACAGGCUCAAUUUUGGCCGGCUAGCUGACUGGGGGAACUAAAGAGUGUUUGAAAUGCGGGAUCUUGGUACCUUCCAGCUGCUGCAAGCGCCUUCGGAUUAAUGAGUAUAAAAGCUGUAAAAACCUAAGUACUAUGGAUAUUGGAUGGUAGUGAACAGCGUUGCCUUGCCUUUCCUUUUUCCUAAUAUUUUCUUUACCCGUGGUGGUUUAUAAAAUAGUUGUUCAUUACUAAAAAUUAAAGAAUUGAAGUGGGUAAUGAUGUAUAUCAUGUGGAAUAGUUGAUGGGGGUGGGGUUGCCAUGCCAGACGUACUUUUACUACUACAUGUUCACCCUAGCAGCUUUUAUCCGUUUAAUCUCUUUGACUGCUAUAAUUGUAUUAGGUUUCCAUAUUCUUGGAUAUUCACGUAAACUCAUACUCAAAUAUACAGCCAAAGAUUAUUAGUAUUUGGAUAGUUAAUCGCAUAGAAAGAAAGGACGAAUUACAAGUCACAUUUGGUCACUGAAAUUACUAAAUCGUGUUAUGUUUAGUCAUUAGAAAAAUUUAAUAUAAAUUUUGGUCACUCGAAUUACUAUAACAGGUCACAUUUAGUCACAUCGGUCGCUAUCUCGCUUGCCUCCAUUGGAUAAUCGGGUCAAGCUCUUCAUUGAAAGAGCGAGAUUACUGAGGGUGCGAAUCUUCGUGGGGAUGGAGAUGGACAACAACCUCCUUACGACAAUGUUAGAAAGGUGGAUGAAAGAAACACACACAUUCCAGCUUCGAAAGGGAGAGAUGUCGUUUACGUUGAAGGACGUGGCCUUUCUGACGAACCUGCCUAUCAAAGGUGAUGUCUUGAUAGAGAGUGCACUGAGACCAUUGAAUGGGGGUAGCCUUUUCAUAAGCGAGCAUUUAGGCAUCGACUUUCCCAGGGAAGCACCAGAAGGUCGUCGAAUAGCACCGCUAGACAAGUCUAUGUUGUCGAUCCCUUGGCUAGUGUGGAGGAUUGGUGUGUUGAAACUUAAGUGUAUGAACAUUAAUUUAUUUUUAGGUCGAGUAGGAUCCGUAUCGAGACAGAUCUUUGGCGAUGUACGAGUUGCGAUACCCUAAGGAUCGUCAACUCUGGUCGUGCAAGGUGCCUGUGAUUUGCUUCAACAUUGUCGAGAGAAACCUCCCGGAUAGAUGUGUCCGACAAUACAAGUGGGCCCAACUGAUUCCUUUUCCAUCACCGGAAUAGAAGUGUCCGGCAAUA